Messenger RNA from Brienomyrus brachyistius, 5273 nucleotides. RefSeq names its product aquarius intron-binding spliceosomal factor (gene aqr). Bases 236 to 4591 code for a protein of 1451 amino acids. The transcript has 36 exons. Gene Ontology annotation, biological process: mRNA splicing, via spliceosome. Gene Ontology annotation, molecular function: helicase activity; mRNA binding. NCBI's taxonomy places the organism in Eukaryota, Metazoa, Chordata, Actinopteri, Osteoglossiformes, Mormyridae. Gene Ontology annotation, cellular component: catalytic step 2 spliceosome. The record is from RefSeq and is a predicted model, not a curated record.
CAUUAAAGUGCGCACAGGAAAUUUGUCGCAGUAAAAUCGUCCAUUACGCUCCCGCUAAAUAGUUUUGUUUUUGAUUGUCUAAGUUGUUUUAAUGUUAAGGUACUGAAUAACUGAUGUAGAGUUUUUCCACUUUACUUUCCGCAAGUAAGUUGCCGUUAUGGAUAUACUGCAGGUUAUGUUUUGGAGCUUUGUGGCUAGCUGUUCAGUUAAAUGAAAGAAACACUGACGUGCAAAUAUGGAUAAAGGUACCCACGUGAAAACGACAUCCGCGCCGUCUGUGUCUCAGAUCAACGCAGAGCAUGUCACUCAGUUGGCUAAUAAAUACUGGGCACCCCAUGUGACUGAAAAAUUACCUUUCGAGCUGAAGGUGAUAGAAAAUAUUUAUCUGACUGAAAUUCUGAAGUCCAAAUUUGCAAUCAGAAAAAUCAUGCUACUGGAAUUUAGUCAGUACCUGGAAAACUACCUGUGGGUGAAUUACAACCCUGAUGUAUCCAGUAAUGCCUAUCUCAUGUCCAUAUGCUGCAUUGUGAAUGAAAAAUUCCGGGAAAAUGUUCCUGCAUGGGAGGUUUUUAAGAGGAAACCCCAGCACUUCCCAUAUUUCUUCAAUCGGGUGUUGGAAGUUUUAGUGACUGAAGACAAACCCGGUUUAUCCUUACAAGAGCAGACAGUGUUGUUGCUCUUCCUUGACCACUGUUUCAACAGCCUGGAAGUAGACCUGAUUAGAGAACAAGUACAGAAGCUUGUCUGCCUGCCUAUGUGGACCUGCCUGAUUCCAGCCAGACUGCAGAAAGAACUGAAGGUGCCAAAGCUGAAAAAAUUCUGGGCUUUAAUAAAGAAGAAUUAUGAUAAAAUGGAUGACAAAGCCUUUGAAGAGGCUGAUAAACAGCGAACAUUUCUUUCCCGACUCAUUAAAAAAUUCCUUGGGGUUUUGACAUCUGUCUCACCAUCAGGAGAAGUUUCGAUGGAGAAAGUUCACUACUGCGAGAGGUUCCUUGAGUUAAUGAUUGACCUUGAGGCUCAGCUUCCAACCCGCCGAUGGUUCAAUGCCGUGCUGGAUAACUCCCAUUUGGUGGUCAGGUGUCAGCUCUCAGGUCUUACCCACAGAGAAAAUGAAGGGCAUCUUUUCUGCCAGCUCUUGGAUAUGCUGAAAUUCUACACCGGAUUUGAAAUAAAUGAUCAAACAGGGAAUGCUCUCACAGAGAAAGAGAUGACAAAUCUACACUAUGACCAAAUCACAUCUCUGCAGAGAGCAGCAUUUGCACAUUUCCCUGAGCUUCAGGACUUUGCUUUAUCCAACGUGGCAGCAGUGGAUACCCGCGAGUCCCUCAUAAAGCACUUUGGUCCUCUCAGUCCCAAUACACUUCAUCAGGUGGCAGCCUACCUCUGUCUCUUACCAGAAUUGUCAGAAGGACAGAAUACUACCAAUGAAAGCGAGUUCCUCUUUGAAAUGCUGGUAUCUCGUCAUGAGAGAAGAAUCUCGCAGAUUGAGCAGCUGAACCAAAUGCCCCUUUAUCCAACUGAGAAGAUAAUUUGGGAUGAGAACAUUGUCCCUACAGAAUAUUAUUCAGGAGAAGGUUGUUUAGCAUUGCCAAAACUGAACCUGCAGUUCCUUACUCUACAUGACUACCUGCUCAGAAACUUCAAUUUGUUUCGGUUGGAGUCUACCUAUGAAAUCAGGCAAGACAUUGAGGAUGUGGUGUCUCGGAUGAAGCCAUGGCAAUCAGAGUAUGGAGGUGUCGUUUUUGGCGGUUGGGCUAGAAUGGCACAGACUAUUCUGUGCUUCUCUAUUGUGGAAGUGGCCAAGCCCAACAUUGGGGAGAACUGGCCUGCCCGUGUUCGAGCCGACAUCACGAUCAACCUCAAUGUGCGAAAUGAAAUCAAAGCAGAAUGGGAAGGAUUGCGGAAACACGACGUUUGCUUCCUCAUCACGGUGCGGCCAAACCUCCUGUAUGGCACACGUUUUGACCGCCGGCAGUCGUUGGCUGAGCAGGCGGGGCUGGUGUAUGUGAGGGGCUGCGAGGUGCAGGGCAUGCUGGAUGACAAGGGCCGCGUCAUCGAGGACGGUCCUGAACCAAAACCUAAGCUGAAAGGCGACACCAGGACAUUUCGUGUUUGGCUGGACCCAAAUCAGUAUCAGCAGGACAUGACAAACAGCAUUCAGACAGGGGCAGAAGACCCCUAUGAGACCUUCAACAUCAUCAUGAGAAGGAAGCCGAAGGAAAACAACUUCAAGGCUGUCUUGGAAACCAUUCGCAACUUGAUGAACACUGAGUGUGUUGUCCCAGAAUGGUUGCACGACAUCAUCCUGGGAUAUGGGAACCCAGACAGCGCCCACUACUCCAGAAUGCCCAACCAAAUCUCCACACUGGAUUUUAAUGACACGUUUCUGUCCAUCGACCACCUGAAGGAUUCCUUUCCGGGUCACAAAGUGAAGGUCACUGUUGAUGACCCUGCCCUUCAGAUACCCCCUUUCAGAAUCAAGUUCCCAGUGAAGGACUUGAAAGGGAGAAAGCGGAAGGCUGAGGAGGAAGGUGUAGAGGAGGCUGGCGAUGAUGACACACUACUGGUGGAGCCUCACGUCAUUCCCAACCGGGGGCCCUACCCCUAUAACCAGCCGAGGAGAAACACCAUCCGCUUCACACCCACACAGAUUGAAGCAGUACGGGCAGGCAUGCAGCCUGGCCUCACAAUGGUUGUGGGCCCUCCAGGUACAGGGAAAACUGAUGUGGCUGUGCAGAUAAUCUCCAACCUUUAUCACAACUUCCCUGAGCAGAGAACUCUGAUCGUGACACACUCUAAUCAGGCCCUGAACCAGCUGUUUGAGAAGAUCAUGGCACUCGAUAUUGAUGAGCGACACCUCCUCCGUCUGGGCCAUGGUGAGGAAGAGCUGGAAACAGAGAAAGACUUCAGCAGAUACGGGAGGGUGAAUUACGUUCUGUCACGGCGAUUGGAGCUGCUCCAGGAAGUGGCCAGGCUGCAGGAAAGUCUGGGUGUGUCAGGGGAUGUCUCCUAUACCUGUGAGACCGCAGGACACUUUUACCUGUACCAGGUGAUUUCUCGCUGGGAGGAGUACAUUAGCAAAGUAAGGCCCAAACAUGGCCAGCAGGUCCACGUGCAGGAAGUGGCCUCACACUUCCCCUUCCACAAGUACUUCAGCAACGCACCCCAACCAGUGUUCAAGGGUCAGACCUACGAGGAAAACAUGGACAUUGCAGAGGGCUGCUUUCGACACGUCAAAAAGAUCUUUACCCAGCUGGAGGAAUUCCGGGCCUUUGAGCUGCUCCGCAGUGGCCUGGACCGAUCUAAGUACCUUCUGGUAAAAGAAGCCAAGAUCAUUGCUAUGACCUGUACUCACGCCGCCCUGAAACGCCAUGAUCUGGUGGAGCUGGGCUUUAAGUAUGACAACAUCUUGAUGGAAGAAGCUGCUCAGAUCCUUGAAAUUGAAACCUUCAUCCCUCUCUUGCUGCAGAACCCAGAAGAUGGUUUCAGCAGGCUGAAACGUUGGAUCAUGAUUGGGGAUCAUCACCAGCUUCCCCCAGUAAUUAAGAACAUGGCCUUUCAGAAGUAUUCCAACAUGGAGCAGUCACUAUUUACCCGCUUUGUGCGUCUCGGUGUCCCCACAGUGGACCUGGAUGCACAGGGCAGGGCUCGAGCUAGUCUGUGUAACCUGUACAACUGGCGUUACAAGAAACUGGGAAACCUGCCCCACGUUCAGCUUCAGCCUGAGUUUUGUGCUCCGAAUCCUGGCCUGACCUUCGAUUUCCAGCUCAUCGAUGUGGAGGACUUCAAUGGUGUGGGUGAAACGGAACCGAAUCCCUACUUCUACCAGAAUCUAGCUGAGGCGGAGUAUGCUGUGGCCCUCUUCAUGUAUAUGCGCCUCCUGGGGUAUCCCGCAGAGAAGAUCAGCAUACUAACCACCUACAAUGGGCAGAAGCACCUCAUCAGGGAUGUGGUGAACCAGCGCUGUGCCAGCAACCCCUUCUUUGGCCAUCCCAGUAAAGUGACAACAGUUGACAGAUUCCAGGGUCAGCAAAAUGAUUACAUCAUCCUCUCACUGGUUCGCACCAAGGCUGUGGGACACUUGAGAGAUGUUCGGCGCUUGAUAGUGGCCAUGUCCAGAGCUAGACUUGGCCUUUACAUCUUUGCACGAGUGUCCCUAUUCCACAACUGCUUUGAACUGACUCCUGUCUUCAGCCAGCUAACUGCUCGCCCUCUGCAGCUUCACAUCCGGCCCCAGGAGUACUACACAGAAGUAGUUCAGGACAGGACUCGCUCCCCAUACUCGGAUCAGGUCAUCAAGAAUAUGCCAGAGAUGGCCAGUCUGGUGUACAACAUGUACAUGAGCAUGAUUCAGAAAACACAAACCAGACAGCAGGUGGAUGACCAUCUUUUAGCUGCACCUUUCCAAGCACAACUGACAGCUGAUGCAAAGAGCAAGCUGGAGCAGGUGGUGCAAGAGCCCAGUACAGAGGAGGCUGAUGUGGAGGACCAUAUGGAGCAGGAAGAGGCAAAACAAGAACACCCCAAAAUGCCUGAGCACCCAGGAAGAGACAGUGACAGUGAAGACAGCGGCGCAGAAGACGAUGCAUAAUGUACCCUAAAGCAUCAGCACCAUUCCCUAGCGUUAUUAGACAUUCUAGAGAAAUGCUUUUGCCUGGUCAUGUAUUUGAGUAAUAUACUCCUUUUGUACUUUGUUUUGCAAAACAACUUUGAUAACUGGCAUUGAAAAAAACUGUUUACUAUGAUUAGCUGGGAAUUUUUUGGAUAGUUUUUUAAAUAAGCUUUUUAAUGAGUACAUGGAAUAUAUAUUUAGUAGUAUACUGGCACACUGCAUACCCUCAGCCUUCUGGAUUUAUUUUCAAUGAAUUCAUUCACAGCCUAUGUCCCACAAGCAUCACUCUGUUAGGGAUGUUCCUGUUAAUACUUAUACAUACAUCACAAUGCAGAGACAUUAUGCAAGUUCUGGUUAUUAAUAGCAGUUCUGCUCAUUACUGUAGACCUGGUAUUUAAAGUUAAUAUUAGCUCAAAUUCUUGUCAUUGCAAAGCAUGGUACACAUUAGGGCUACACGCCAUCACAUCACGAUGUAAUCAUGAUUCUUUGGCGCAUGUGCAAUAGUAAUCUGUAUAAAUUGUGCAUAUCCUUAUGCUUAUCAAAUUUGGUUAGCGGAGCACGCCACAUGCUACUGUUUUGGUAAAUUAUGGAAGCAAUUUAUAAGCACUGAAAUGGUGAAGAAAGGGACAGCUCAGCAACAACAUCUUUUAAAAGAAUGAGA